Molecule: messenger RNA, 513 nt
Organism: Colletotrichum graminicola M1.001
Lineage: Eukaryota; Fungi; Ascomycota; Sordariomycetes; Glomerellales; Glomerellaceae
Product: V-type ATPase
Exons: 4
Coding region: 1-513 (170 amino acids)
Biological process (GO): proton transmembrane transport
Cellular component (GO): proton-transporting V-type ATPase, V0 domain
Molecular function (GO): proton-transporting ATPase activity, rotational mechanism
Source: RefSeq, a predicted model, not a curated record
AUGGACGAACUCGUUUUCGCAAGCAUGGACCGCUGCCCAAGCUAUUCUUCUUUCUUCGGGGCGCUGGGCUGUGCGGCCGCCAUCGUCUUCACCGUCUUUGGCGCCUCCUACGGCACCGCAAAAUCCUCGGCCGCCAUCUUCGCCGCCGGCGUACUCCGCCCGGAGCGCCUGAUGCAGAACACGCUCUGCCCGAUCAUGGCUCAGAUCCUCUCCAUUUACGGCCUCGUCGCCGCCGUCAUCAUUGCCAAUGACCUCGACGAGAAGCAGGCCCUGCACACGAGCUUCCUCCAGCUCGGCGCCGGCAUCAGCGUCGGUCUGUGCGGGCUCGCGGCCGGGUUCGCCAUCGGCAUUGUCGGCGAUGCGGGAGUGAGAGCCACCAACCAGCAGCCCCGCUUGUACGUCGGCAUGGUCCUGAUCCUCAUCUUCGCCGAGGUUCUGGGCCUCUACGGACUUGUCGUCGCCGUACUCUUGCAAUCAAAGUCCACGGACAGCGUUACCGAAUGUAAGUUUUGA